Stereum hirsutum FP-91666 SS1 is the source of this 1383-nucleotide messenger RNA. RefSeq lists its product as uncharacterized. The coding region runs from base 48 to 932 and encodes 294 amino acids. NCBI's taxonomy places the organism in Eukaryota, Fungi, Basidiomycota, Agaricomycetes, Russulales, Stereaceae. The record is from RefSeq and is a predicted model, not a curated record. The transcript is spliced from 4 exons.
CGCCACUUGCCUGUCCUUCGGUUCCAAAAGUACUACACCGCUACACCAUGUCUGCCUACGCCAUCCCCACCACUUCGCUCUCAUACGAAGACCACGUUCGCCUCUUCACCGUCCUCCCACCGGCUCUGCAUAAAAUCAUCUGUGCCACACCCGCUCGUAUCUACCAGUCCGGUCUCCAAUCGUCUGACAAAGACUGGCAAUACACCGGUCUGAAAGGCAUGCUCGUCUUCGGCUGUGACAACCGCUCUCGCCUGUCACCCAGUAAUCCUGGAUUUUACGACGGCGGGAGUUACUGGUUCAAGCUCGUCGACUGUCGGAGAGGCAAGCUGGUGUGGCAACACCAACUGCAGGAGAUCCUCGAGUAUGAGGCCGACAAACCUUUCUUCCACGCAUUCACUGUCAAGACACGGAAAUUUGGAUUCCGCUUCGACGAAGACGACGAAGCUGCUGUCUUCUACAAAGAGGUCCAACGCCGACUUAUUGACAUUCCCCUCCAAAUGCCUCUACCUCCUAAGCCUACCAAGGUCUCAUCACCUAAGAGCACGCGCCGAUCAGCCCUCAGCGGCUCCAUGAUCUCUCCACCCGUCCCCAACUCCUUCCAACACGUGGCACACAUGGGCAUGGAAGAGGCCGGCAGCCGGACAAAGAGCUGGAACGUUGCCCCAGAGUGGACACACUUGCUAGAGAAGCUCGGAGGGUACGGCAUCGACGCGGAGGCCGUCGAGGAGAAAAUCGAGUUCGUGCAGGGAUUCCUUGCCGGUGUGGAGGCUGUGAGCAGUUCACCUAAGAAUUCGCCAACGAGCACGCCCCUCUCGACUCCUCCGUGCACCAGCGACGAGGAAGAUGACUAUUUCCACGUACCAACAUCGAAACCUAAGCGUUACGAAUCCCCACGACGCAAGCCGUCUACGCCACAUUACGCACAUUAUUGAAGCCAUCUCAUGUUCUUCUCAUUUUUCCCUCCUUUUGCAUGGUUCACUUGCUCUCCUCUCCUCUUCUUUCUCCUCGCAUCGCAUCACAUUACUGUACCAUCAUUCACAAACGGGUCUUCAGGUCGACUCUCGGUGGCUCAUCAUCGCGCGGACGCUCUCUUUUUAUGCGCUCUCUUUCUCCAUGUCUCUUCUCUGUUUCUUCUGGGCCCGGUCUUGUCGGACACUUCCUACCUUCUCCCUACUCAGUACUCAGCUUGUGGAAUAUCGACCGCCGUCCUCUCAGUUUUCCUUCUCUCUAGCUCUCAUAUACGCACCUCACGCCUCGCAUUCCCGGCUCCCCAUCGCAUCGGCAUUUGUUGUACAGUACAAUGUUUUAACGCUUAUUGUAUUUGUAUCAUAUCACGCUUUGAAAAGUACUUUUGCUACCAUGCAAUAUAUGUACCAUGUUCAG